Fundulus heteroclitus (mummichog) is the source of this 2099-nucleotide messenger RNA. It is a transcript of the gene cdipt, whose product is annotated as CDP-diacylglycerol--inositol 3-phosphatidyltransferase (phosphatidylinositol synthase). Gene Ontology annotation, biological process: phosphatidylinositol biosynthetic process. The transcript has 6 exons. Lineage: Eukaryota; Metazoa; Chordata; Actinopteri; Cyprinodontiformes; Fundulidae. The record is from RefSeq and is a predicted model, not a curated record. Gene Ontology annotation, cellular component: membrane; Golgi apparatus. The coding region runs from base 152 to 790 and encodes 212 amino acids. Gene Ontology annotation, molecular function: CDP-diacylglycerol-inositol 3-phosphatidyltransferase activity.
CUUUUAUUCUGAAAGCAAGCGCCCAGACAUCGCAGCUUCCGCCCUUCCAGCCGAACCGAGCUGUCAGCGCAGAGGUUCGACUGCUGUCUCACCGGGGAACCGACCCAGAUACGCGGCAGGUUCGGACCAGGACCCAGUGCAGAACUGCGCCAUGGACCAGGAAAAUAUUUUCCUCUUUGUUCCGAAUUUAAUCGGCUACGCCCGGGUGGUUCUGGCGCUGCUCUCCUUCUACCUGAUGCCCUGCUGCCCGUGGCCGGCGGUCUUCUGCUACCUGCUGAGCGCGCUGCUGGACGCCUUCGACGGCCACGCCGCCCGGGCCUACAACCAGUCCACUAAGUUCGGGGCCAUGAUGGACAUGCUGACGGACCGCUGCGCCACCAUGUGUCUGCUGGUCAACCUGGCGCUGCUCUACCCGUCCUACACCUUCCUCUUCCAGCUCAGCAUGUGUCUGGACAUCUCCAGCCACUGGCUGCACCUGCACAGCUCCACGGUGAAGGGAUCAGGAAGCCACAAAACCAUCGACCUGUCCGGGAACCCGGUGCUGCGGCUCUACUACACCUCAAAGCCGGUGCUGUUCGUGAUGUGUGCCGGGAACGAACUCUUCUUCUGUCUGCUCUACGUUCUGCCCCACGUCCAGAACCCUGCAGCCUGGCUCCUGGUGCUGCAGGGGUUCUGCGGGAUCAUCUGCCUGCUGAAGUCGGCCAUCAGCGUGCUGCACCUGGUCACCGCCUCUCAGAACAUGGCCGCCCUGGACGCCGCCGAGCGCGCCGCCGCCGCCAAGAAGUUCUGAAAAGGCCCGGCAGCGGCCCGGAAGAGGCCCGGCAGCGGCGGUGGGAGCCGCUCGUGUUCUUGGAGGGAAUUAAAAUGACUUCUGACCAAAUUUUACAAAGAAAUGUUCUGGUUCUGGACCCGGCGGGCCCCAGAUUCACAAAGAUGUUCUGGUUCUGGACCCGGCGGGCCCCAGAACCUCCUGAGUUUACCUUAAUUUGCUCCACAUGUGUUCCAUGUCUCCACAUUUAUUCCAAGCAGGGCUGGAUCAGAACCGAAAGAGCCCAGAACUCCCUUGGUCUGUUUCUCAGAAUAGUUCUGGGCAAAAAGUCCAUUCGGACCUCCCAGCUGGGUCCAGAACCACUGCUCCAGCGGGGCUGUUUCCAGCCACGGGGGGGGGGCGGCGGCGCCAGGGUUCGGACCCGGUUCAGCGCUGAUAAAGUCCAACUGGUUGGUUCCGUCUGGAGGUGUGCAGUGACGUCACCCUGCAGCUCUGAUGAUCCGGUUCUGUAGAACCUCUGAAGCCGUCAGCCGGGCCCACCUGAGCCCGCUGACUGCCCAGGGGUCCAGCAGAACUUUCUGGCCCUGUACGGUUUAAGACCCGAGCAGCGCAGCUCACCCAGAGGCUGUCCCGGUCCGUCCAGACUGGGUCACGGUUCUGAACGUCCAGAACCUCCAUGUUUUCAGAUCCAGUCACGGGUCGACUGCUUGUUUGGGUCGUGACCCGCAGAGACCAGAACUCCCAGAACACCUGCUGCUGUCUCGCUGCCCCGCGCUGACGGACCGGGCCCAACACAGAACCGGGCCCAACACAGAACCGGCCCGUAGAACUUCAUUCCUCCUGAAUAUGCGGAUCAAACCGGGUCUCUGAGCACUUCCUGUUUUGCUCCAGCUGAGCCCUGAUUGGUUGUUUAGUUUCCUUUGAUGCUGAGCGUCUUGCUGGCGGUUCUGACGGGUCCAAGCGGGUCGGUUCCUCCCAGAUGUUCAGCCAAACCGUUUAGUUCACAGAAAUGUUGUAAUUUAUUAUCUUCAUGUUUGUUUUGGAAUUUAAAGUGAAAACCCGGUGACCCGGUCUGGAGUUCUGUAGAACUAAACCCGGUGACCCGGUCUGGAGUUCUGCAGAACCAGGGUCCGGUGGCCUGGAGGUGUAAAAACAAGAGAAAGGAACCACAGAGCGACUCUGUUUUUGGGUUUAUUGGACCCGGGAUGUUGAGUUUCUGCAGAACCAGAACCGGACCGGACCGUGUUUAUAGGAAAUAAGAUGAAAAGUGUUUUAUUGAUGUUUUGUCUUCUGGGAUGUUAAAGAACAAUAAAGUUUUUGAGCUCCUUGA